This is a messenger RNA of Asterias rubens (European starfish), 2838 nucleotides long. RefSeq names its product transcription cofactor vestigial-like protein 2. Gene Ontology annotation, biological process: regulation of transcription by RNA polymerase II. The transcript has 4 exons. The record is from RefSeq and is a predicted model, not a curated record. Bases 436 to 1515 code for a protein of 359 amino acids. Gene Ontology annotation, cellular component: nucleus. Lineage: Eukaryota; Metazoa; Echinodermata; Asteroidea; Forcipulatida; Asteriidae.
CUUCAAAGCACGGGCUAAGAUCAAACAACCAUGCUGUCUCUGUGUGUUAACUGGAGCUUCCAUUGACUGCGACGGUAGCCAAUGUACACAUGAGCUUCGCAACACAAAUGGUGGUUUUGCAAGUAGCCCUACGUGGUAGAGAAUUGUCAUCAUUUUGUGUUUGACUUUACGCUAUUUGUAUCUCUGCCUUUUGGUCACCGUUUCAUAAUGUUAGGUACUGUCUGGAUUACAUACUACGCGUGCUCAUCGUUUAGCCCUAUGACACGUCUUUCACUCUGUAAGGUUUCACAACAUAUCCUUUAAUUGUCUCGGACCGGUUUCCCUGUGAGAAUUAUUCAAGCUUUCGAGAAAGAAAGUCAGCUUCUUUUGUUUUUCGUCGAGGGUUGGGAGUUUUACAUCUACUAAAUCGGUCUUGAAGUUUGUAGUGGAGGCAGGAUGAGUUGCUUAGACGUUAUGUAUCAGAGUGCUUACCAGCCGUAUCAACAUUAUCCUUUCUACCAGCGUCACUUUACGCAGAAGUACGGCCACUAUAAGAUGCAAGAGCCUCCAGACCAUGAGGCAAGCAGCUACACCCCGCAUACUCAAUCCGUCGCCCCGUCGACAUCAACAUCUCCAGGUGGGCAUUCAACGCUCUACCACCCACAUCAACAUCACCACCACAACAGCCAUAACUCAUCCCCGGUCAAUGGCGUCUCUCACCCCCAUCAACUUAGCGUGAAGGAAGAGGACAAGUCUACCGGCAGUGACGCGGAGUGCACGGUAGAGGCCGAGUACAUCAACUCGCGCUGCGUGCUGUUCACGUACUACACUGGUGAACUGAACAAAGUGGUAGAUGAACAUUUCAAUCGAGCCCUGAAUCAACCCAGUAGUUUCUCCUCCGAUGGGAGGGUGGGGGUGAGCAGUGGGGAAGGCAAAGGGGGUCAACAGGGUAUACCGAGUGAGGGGAACACGUGGAAUAGCAAAAAUGGAGACACGGUAGUGUCGCCAAUGUGUCAACGCAACCUCCCAGCCUCGUUUUGGAACAGUAACUACAACCACAACAAGUACACUCACCACCACCACCACCACUCUCACCACAGUACCCCAAGUAGCUGCCAGGGGUCAGCCACAAACUCCACUCACCACGAUGCCCUGUUCCCGGACCCGUACCCAUCAUCACUCCAUCGGUCGGUCCACCAGCCCGACCCCUGGCACUACCCGUUUGUCUCUCAGAGUUCAUACACCCAUCGGUCUAGCAUUCAUGAUUUGACCUAUGGAAUGAGUAUGAGUACCGGGGGUAGCGCGUUCAACCCCAGGUAUAGCUCCUUGCUCAUCCAGCCCCCGGUCCGACCGGGACGGUUACCUGCAAUGCCCGGCCAGUGUGACUUCACUAAGGGGGGAGAAGGGUGGCCCAGUACUUACCCACACGGCCACACACAACAAAUUGCGUCUGAGAUUCCUUCUUAUAGCAUGGACUCAGCUUCAACGUCAGCACUGGAAUCUCAAGAUACAAGCAAGGACCUCUACUGGUUUUGAAAAUUGGUCAAGGAUGUCAACUGUGAGGAAGACCUUUAAUACAAUUCGAAGAUGUUCUGCGCAGUUCUUGUUGGCUUGAGGAGGCAAUCGAAGAUGAGUGUCCAAGGAGAAUGAAGACUAAACAGAUGGGAAAGCAGAACAUUGUCACAUCUUAAAACUUGUUGGGUCUCACAAUACCUCGAAGGGUGCCCAUUGCAGUGACGUCAGUAUGUCUGCUAUGGCUCCAAUUACCCACAAUUUUCUCUACAAUCUUUGCUUUUUAAUCAGAGCUGAAAAUUCCUUUUUUAACGAGCUGGAAGAUUGAAAAAGAACUGAUGUUUGCCCCAAUGCAAAAACUUACGCGGAUUUGAUCACAAGGAUGCGUCCGGACGGUCCGAACACACGGAGUGAGAGUGGCUGCGGACCAGGGUUACCAGAGCGAAUGAAGUUCAAGAUCGCCGGAACGUAUAUUGUCUAUUAUGAACUACUUUUGCCACAGAACGAAAAACCCAGUGGCACCCCGACGACAUUAUGUUGGAGUCAUUUCAAAGGGAAUCAUCCAGUUGAUCUUGUAGGUGAAACAGAAUUAAUUGUGCAAUCAGAGAAAACGUGUAUCAUAGGGUCUGCUCAGAUGAGCGGCCAUUUUGUUUGUUCACCGAGCAGCCAUUUUGAGAAAAAUGGCAGUUUAGAUUUCGUUGUAUGUAAAGUGCGAUGUCAUUGUGAUGCAUAUAAAGAGUCUCUUGUCCAAAAUAGUGACAAGCUCGACCUUUUAAAAUAAAUGUUAUUUCAUAAAAUCUAUAUCAAUUAUAAUUAUUAUUAUUUUGUCAUCAAAGGCAACGAGACAAAGAUUGUUUUGUGGUUUGAUAAGUUGUCACCUCAGAGUUCAAAACACUUUAAGAGAAAAGCCCAGCAAAAUGAAAACAUUAAUUUGAAAACCUUUUGUAUUUGUAUUUGUCGAUUUUGUUUAUUGAGUGAAUGUACCGUCAGAUGUAGGUCAACCAGAACACUUUUGUUUAGUUUGUUGAGUUAAAAUCAUAAGUUGCAGCACCGAAAAGGGCUAGGGUCGAAAAGUAUUAAAUUAACUUACAAAUCCCCAUUUCUGUCUUGUUUUCACAGGACUCUGGAAAUGUUGAGUUUAUUUACCACACAUGAGUGGUUGGGCGAAAGCACAAACAACAUUCUGUAUUCCCCGAUGUAAAUUGAACAUCUAUUAAACUACUUACUGUCUUCCUUGUUUGAAAUUCUAGAGAUUUUUCAACAUUUAUGUCGGUCAUUCUCACUGCAGCCUUUAAAGGGAAGGUUUGUCAACGUUCGGUAAUCACUCUUAAAGCCAUUGGACCCUUU